GCUCUCCUGCCGUACCAACUUUUCAAGACAGCAAGUUACAGUGCAGCAGCUCCCCUUGUCGGUGUACUCCAGCCGGGAAAUAGCUUCAGCUCAGCUACUGUCGGCCUGCCUCAUCGCUUCGGCACGGAGCCGCCGACUUUUUCCUCCUUGCGUCUGCCCGACCGCAUGAGCUUUCUCCUCAGAUCAGCACAAUCCUGCCGCACAAUGUCUUCGGCUACAAUGGUCACCCUGGGUAGCCUCAAGCGCAUACAGGCGCCAAAGCUGGCAGAGCAGCUCCUCGCCAACGCAGAGAACCCAGGCGACGACUCGGUCGCCAUCGUCGACGUGCGGGACGACGACCACAUCGGCGGCCACAUCCAGGGCUCGAUCCACGCCCCCUCCCAAUCUCUCGACGCCAUGAUGCCGACGCUUCUGCGGAAACUGGAGGAUAAGGAGACCGUGGUGUUCCACUGCGCCCUGAGCCAGCAGAGGGGCCCAAGCGCUGCUCUCAAGUACGCGAGGGAGCGGGCGGCGCUGGUUGAGAAGAUGAAGAAGGAGGGCAAACAAGAGAAGGUGCAAACCGUGUAUGUGUUGGACAGGGGCUUUGUCGGGUGGCAAGAAGUAUACGGAACGGAUGAGAGGUUGACGGAGGGUUAUGAAAAGGAGAUAUGGGCGAAUGGGUAUUAGUGUUAAAAGAUUGAUAAGAGAGAGAGAGAGAGAGAGAGA
Truncatella angustata is the source of this 705-nucleotide messenger RNA. Its product is annotated as Rhodanese-like domain-containing protein. The transcript is spliced from 2 exons. NCBI's taxonomy places the organism in Eukaryota, Fungi, Ascomycota, Sordariomycetes, Amphisphaeriales, Sporocadaceae. The coding region runs from base 166 to 666 and encodes 166 amino acids. Gene Ontology annotation, cellular component: cytoplasm; nucleus. Gene Ontology annotation, molecular function: protein tyrosine phosphatase activity. The record is from RefSeq and is a predicted model, not a curated record.